AAAAAAAAACCAACUCAGCACUCUCUCCUUCUGUCCAGGGCCAACUAGAGUUAUCAUCAACAACUCAACGUCAUCGUCUUCUCCAAUCUCACCUUGUCCAAACCGUUAGUCACUCUAACAGUCUUUGGCUCUCUCAAUCAAACCAUUCCCAAUUUGAUUUGAAAUGCUUCUCCAAACUCAAUCUCUAGCUACCCGCUUUGCUCCAUCACUCCCUCCCUCAAAACCCAUAUCCAAAACCCAAUUCACUCCUCCAAUUCAGUUCCCAUUUCCGUUUCGCCAAUCUCCUUCCCGCACUCCAAAAUGCUCUCUUUCAUUGGUAUCAGAGCCGACCCAUUUGGAACUCAGCCCCAAUAAGCCAUUCCCAGCUGAAGUUUCAAGGACAAUCAUGGAGUUGGCCUCUCUGGGCACACUUUCCACCUUGAACCAAGAAGGUUGGCCUUUGGGUAUCGGGGUUCGCUUCGCUGUUGACCCAGAAGGGACUCCAGUUUUGUGCUUGAAUGCCUCCAAUAGACAGUUCUCUUUUGACAGGAGGUCUAGUCUCCAUGUUCAGUUAGAGCAAUGUGGAUUGAGGACUCCUCAGUGUACAAUUCAAGGCAACCUUAACAAACCAGAAGACAGGAUGGUUUUGAAGCAACUGCAUUCAUUAUGGAAAAAGAGAUUUGGAGAAGAAGUUGAUGAAGACCUCAUAUAUGUUGUUGCUGUGGAACGGGUACUUCAGUUAGAAGACUUCAAGGAGGAUGGUGUAUGGGUCACUUCAUUAGAUUAUAAAAACGCCUACCCUGAUCCUCUUCGCGACUUUGCAGAAAAGCUAGUGAAUGAGAUAAACACCAACAACAUGGAAGAUGUUAAUCGCUUUUGCAACAUAUACGUUGAUUUGGACUUCCAGGUAUCAGAGGCAAAGCUGAUCUGGGUUGAUCGGUUAGGCUUUGAUAUGCGUCUCUUCUCUCCUCAGAAAGGUGUAUUUGAGGUCCGCAUACCGUUUCCAAGAGAAGUGACGGAUGAGAAAGGUGCAAAGUCAACAUUUAAUUGUAUGUCACAACAAGCUUGGGAGGUGGAAAAAAAUUUCCAUGCCCCUGAUUUUCAGAAAGUGAAACAAUUGAAGCAAAUUGCAUAGAGGAGAUUCCCCCCACUCUUCCAAGAAAAAAACUAAACAUAGAAGAGAGUAACAACUGCUUUACUUCCCUCUCUCUUUCUCUCUCUGCACAGAAAAGACAUAUUGGAUUGGUUGAGUGUGUUAUCUUGCAUGGAUAUGGUGGCCAACCAAAAUUGAACUUCUAAUCAUGUUAAGGCUUCUACAUUGACUUAUACCCUAGUUUUAUCAAUGUUUUCCAUGAUUGAUUGGUAGUAAGCAAGUUGUACCUUACCAGUAUUAACUUUCGUCUAAAUCAAAAAUCUAAUGCAAUUUUUUUUUUUCCUUUCCA
Quercus robur (English oak) is the source of this 1421-nucleotide messenger RNA. Its product is annotated as glutamyl-tRNA reductase-binding protein, chloroplastic. Gene Ontology annotation, cellular component: chloroplast. The transcript has 5 exons. The coding region runs from base 164 to 1114 and encodes 316 amino acids. Lineage: Eukaryota; Viridiplantae; Streptophyta; Magnoliopsida; Fagales; Fagaceae. The record is from RefSeq and is a predicted model, not a curated record.